GACAUGGAGGACUUCGAGAAGGUUCUGUGUCUGGGCCGCGGCGGAGCGGCAGAUGUGUUUCUCAUGCGGCACGUGCAGCGGAAGAGCCUGUGCGCAGUGAAGAGGAUAAAGAUGGCAACGAGGACGACGCGCACGCAGAGAGCCGUCCUCCAGGAGGCGGACAUCAUCCGGAGGCUGGAGCAUCCCCACGUCGUCACGUGCACGGAUGCCUUCGUGAACCCUGCUGACGGCUUCGUUUACAUCGUGAUGGACUACUGCGAUGGAGGAACCUUGGAUGAUAAAGUGAAAGCGAGGAAAGCGCGGGAGUUCUUCCCAGAGGACACCGUCCUGCGGUGGUUUGCGCAGGUGACCCUGGCUGUGGAUUACAUCCACGCAGCCAGAAUCCUGCACAGAGACAUCAAAACCUCCAAUGUGCUGCUCACAAAGCAGGGCCUGGUAAAGUUAGGGGACUUUGGUAUCUCCAAGAUAAUGACCCACACUGCAGACUUGGCGUCCACCUGUGUGGGGACACCGAGCUACCUCAGUCCUGAGCUCUGCCGGGACGUCCCUUACAGCUCGAAAUCAGACAUCUGGGCUCUUGGUUGUCUCCUGUACGAGAUCUGUGCCCUCAAACCCCCUUUCAUAGCUUCAAACCUGCUGAGCCUGUUCCUUAAGAUCACCAGAGGAGAGCAUGAUCCCGUACCGGACAUGUUCUCAGAGAGCGUUUCCUCUCUGGUCCGCUCCAUGCUCAGUCUGGACCCAGAGACCAGGCCCAGCGCUGCCUGCAUACUCACAGCUGCAGGCGUGCACGAUCAGCUCCACGCUGCUGAAGACCAACAGACAGACAAACGUGCAGAUGUUUACACACCGCUGGAGCCUGAUGAGCUCAGUCAGGACCACUUGUGGGAAAUAAACGAGUCCGGCUCUUCCGUCAUGGAGGAGGAGGACGUCUCCGGUCUGAGUGGACAGAUGAACUGUCUCUACACUGAAGAUUUCGAUGAAGACGGAAGCUCGUCUUCGUUAGAGGACACCACUGAGCCCUCAGAGAGAAGUUCUGCUGAGUCAGCAGAGGAGGUGGAGUACCCAGAUGAUUUUGAGGAAGACGAGGAGAAAGAAGAGCAUGAAGCCAUCGCAGAGUCUAUUGCUGGUCCUCAGCAGCUACACGAUGAAACGAUGGUGGAGGAGUUUGAGCUCUGUGAUGCUGGAGGACUCACCAUCACGCUGAAAGCACUGAAGGAAAACGAAUAA
Messenger RNA from Nematolebias whitei (Rio pearlfish), 1227 nucleotides. It is a transcript of the gene nek12, whose product is annotated as NIMA-related kinase 12. Gene Ontology annotation, molecular function: protein kinase activity; ATP binding. Bases 4 to 1227 code for a protein of 407 amino acids. The transcript is spliced from 2 exons. The record is from RefSeq and is a predicted model, not a curated record. NCBI's taxonomy places the organism in Eukaryota, Metazoa, Chordata, Actinopteri, Cyprinodontiformes, Rivulidae. Gene Ontology annotation, biological process: protein phosphorylation.